GUUACAGAAUGUGGGGGGAGGGCUUCUCUAAUGUUGUGGUCUCUUUAAUUUCAGAAUUCUACCCCAUACCCACACUCCUGGCAAAGCCUGGUCCUGUGGUGCUUCCUGGGAAGAAUGUGACCUUGCACUGCCAAGGGGCCUUCCAGGGCAUGAGGUUUGCCCUCUUGCAUGAGGGAACCCAAGAUCCCUUACUGUUUCAGAGUGGCUCAGGGAACUCAGCUGACUUCCUCCUCCACACUGUUGGAGCAGAGGACUCGGGAAACUACAGCUGUGUCUACUAUGAGACGACCAUGUCAAACAGAGGAUCACAUCUCAGCAUGCCAAUUAUGAUCUGGGUGACUGACACAUUCCCCAAGCCCUGGUUAUUUGCUGAACCCAGUUCUAUAGUUCCUAUGGGCCAGAAUGUUACUCUCUGGUGCCAAGGGCCAGUCCAUGGAGUACGGUACAUUCUGCACAAGGAAGGAGAAGCCACUUCAGUGCAGUUCUGGGGAUCCACUAGUGAUGAUGGAGCAUUCCCCAUCACUAAUAUAUCUGGUGCUAGCAUAGGGCGUUACCGCUGCUGCUACCACCCUGACUGGGCCAGCCCUAUCAAAAUACAACCUAGCAACACACUGGAACUCAUAAUCACAGGCUUACUCCCCAAACCCAACCUAUUAGUCCAACCUGGUCCCAUGGUGGCUCCUGGAGAAAACAUGACUCUGGAAUGCCAAGGGGAGCUGCCAGACUCAACAUUUGUCCUGUUGAAGGAGGGGACUCAAGUGCCUUUAGAGCAACAGAGGCCAAGCGGGUACAGGGCUGACUUCUGGAUGCAAACAGUGAGAGGUGAAGAUUCUGGGAUCUAUAGCUGUGUUUAUUAUUUGGAUUCUGCUCCCUUUGCAGCUUCCAAUCACAGUGACCCUUUGGAGAUCUGGGUGACUGAUAAACCCCCUAAACCCUCUCUGUCAGCCUGGCCCAGCACCGUGUUCAAGCUAGGGAAGGACAUCACCCUUCAGUGCAGAGGACCCCGGCCAGGUGUGGAAUUUGUCCUGGAACAUAAUGGAGAAGAAGCACCCCAGCAAUUCUCAGAGGAUGGAGACUUUGUUAUCAAUAACGUAGAAGGGAAAGGCAUAGGAAACUACAGCUGCAGCUACCGCCUCCAGGCCUACCCUGAUAUCUGGUCAGAGCGUAGUGAUACCCUGGAGCUGGUGGGAGCAGCAGGGCCUGCUGCUCAGGAGUGUACUAUGGGUAAUAUCGUCCGCAGUAGCCUGAUUGUGGUGGUUGUUGUAGCUUUAGGGGUGGUGUUAGCCAUAGAAUGGAAGAAGUGGCCCCGACUCCGAACCAGGGACUCAGACUCAGAUGGAAGAGACCAGACGAUAGCCCUUGAAGAGUGUAACCAAGAAGGAGACCUAGGAACCACCACCAACUCUCCCUCAUCAAUCUCUCAGGGAACCUCAGUGGAACUGCCAGUCCCAAUUUAAUUAUCUCCUCAUUCAUAAGAACUUACCUUUCCUCUCUUUUUUACCCUCAGAGACCUGCAAAUCCAGCUAGUUACCCUAAGAGUCAGCCCCGUCUAUUGCUCCUUGACCUCUAAUCACCUGAUCUGAGUCAAGAGGAUUCUGGGAGUUGAGGGCUCUACCAGGGUGAGAUAUUUCCUGAAGAAAGGUUCCCUUCCCUUAUAACCCCUCACUUUAUUGAUACACUGGUGCAUGAAAUUCUGUUAAAAAUGUAUUCUUCUGAAUAAAGAGAUUAUUCACUA
Messenger RNA from Choloepus didactylus (southern two-toed sloth), 1735 nucleotides. Its product is annotated as immunoglobulin superfamily member 1-like. NCBI's taxonomy places the organism in Eukaryota, Metazoa, Chordata, Mammalia, Pilosa, Megalonychidae. The record is from RefSeq and is a predicted model, not a curated record. The coding region runs from base 9 to 1457 and encodes 482 amino acids. Gene Ontology annotation, cellular component: plasma membrane. The transcript is spliced from 6 exons.